Molecule: messenger RNA, 5337 nt
Organism: Parasteatoda tepidariorum (common house spider)
Lineage: Eukaryota; Metazoa; Arthropoda; Arachnida; Araneae; Theridiidae
Product: fibroblast growth factor receptor-like 1
Cellular component (GO): plasma membrane
Molecular function (GO): fibroblast growth factor binding; fibroblast growth factor receptor activity
Source: RefSeq, a predicted model, not a curated record
GAGAAAGUUUUCCCCAUACUCGAGCUUCUUCCUGAUUGGUUCAACAUUUAGCAAGCCGGCACCUGCGAGAUUACAAUAUUCUCAGUUUUAGUUUUGAGUUGAGAAGUAAAAGAAGCUUAUUUUUGACAUCUCAUCCACACGACUUGCACGUGGUUUCGAUUGACAGCACAGGGUUGCGUUUUUGACUACAUGCUGAUUGCGUUUUCUUGUUAGAUAUAUAUAGGAUCUCAAUCAUGCUAACUUUGAUUUCUGGAAUUUUUUAUUUGAUUAUUUUAAUCUGUCUUGCUUCGUCGGAUAAUCCACCUAUGUUGCAAACAAACGAAACUUCUCGUGAGAUGGUUGUAAGCCCUCAUGAAACUGUUAAUAUGGAUUGUCCUGUUCGACGGAAUCGAAAAAAUAUGUUCGAGUGGUAUAAAGAAAAAUCUCAAAUGAUAGAAUUCCCUGACGAAAGAUUCAAAAUAUUAAGCAACGGAGUACUCAAAAUUAAAGAUGUUACUUACAGUGAUACUGGCGUAUACCGUUGUAGAGCUAUAAAUGGAUACGGCAGCGUGGAAUUUAACACAACACUACUUGUGAUUGGUUCUGAAGGGUAUGAAAAAGACUAUCACGAUUAUGACUACGGUUACAGCCAAGAGAUAUUACCAGAGGGUGAUUCAAAGAUUAGUUUAACCUAUAAACCACGAAUUUUACGUGUCUCUGAUAAAGUUUCGCCUAUUAUUAAGAAAGUUGGAGAAACAUUCAAGUUACAGUGUGUUGCAACAGGAUUGCCAGCACCUGAAAUGAUAUGGUACAAAGAUGGAAUAAAAAUUAACAGUGCCAAAACAGGAAAAUGGGCAUUACCUUUUACGGAAGCAAUUCUUACAGACAGUGGCAAUUACACAUGUGUAGCAAAAAAUAUUCUUGGAAAGGACAGUCACUCCUUUUUUCUUAUUAUAGACCCCUUUGGAAGUGCAUUACAACUAAAACCAAUACUUUCUGGAGGUAACAUAACCAUUGUUGAAGAAGGAGAAAAAGCUGUUAUGGAGUGUUCCGUUGAAAGCUUUCCACUUUUACAUAUUGAGUGGUUAAAGCAAGUUGACAAAGAAAACCCUGAUGAAGAAACUGAGGAAUCUCCUAUUAUGAUGCAAGGAGAAUUCUUCAAUGUUGUUGACAAUGAACACCAAGUGGAAACAAUUAGAGACGGUAAUAUGCACUAUCAUAGGCUCCUCAUUGAGAAUGCUCAAUUGCGUGAUGCUGGUAAAUAUGUUUGUUUAGGGGCUAAUACACGAGGAUAUGAAUACCGGUUUGCUUUCCUGGAAGUAAAGCGAAAAGGAGUCAGAUUCGAGACUUCAUUCGACUUUACGAUAAUUGUGACUGUUUUAACCAUCUCUGUUGUCGUAUUAGUUGGAAUAUUUUCCUGCUUAAUGUAUUGCAAUCCUCGAAAGAGACCUGCUCAAGGCAUGAAAGAUGCUAUAUCUAAAGAUGAAGCUAUUCCUAUGCAACCUCAGCCUUCUUUACCAUUAGGCAACCACCAAACAUCUUUAAUGCCAUCAGGAGUGUUUGGUAAUUUCGUGGAGGAUAAUUCUUCUAUGAUAUUUAUAGAAUAUGGUCCUCCUAACACACCUGUUGAAUAUAAUCGUCAUAAUGGAACUCGUAAGCACGGCAAGAAGAAGAAAAACUCCCACGAACUUAAUCCUUACAGAUUAUGCCCGAACAAUUUAUCAGUAGUAUAAAUGCUCACCAAAAUCCUAUUUUGUCAUUAAAUGUAAGAGAAUUUACAUUCUACUUACUUUUUUUAGAUCUUAUGAUAACGUGUUUUUUAUCCUAAAUGUUCCUAAUAGUACUAUGUGAUAUACUUAGGUGAGCCAAUUGUACAUAGUUGUAUAGAUCAUUUGGUACUUCAUGAAAAAUUACCACCUAUUUACUCUUAAUUGUCUCGUUUGGUAUUUGUUAUCAGCUAAAUGCUGUUUUCCUGUAGAGUUUAUAUGAAAAAAUUUCUAACAUUUUUAUACGAUGAACCAUUUUAUAAGCAACUUACUUAACCUUUUAUUGCCAAACUAAUAGUACUCAUGCCAUUGAUGAUUCAGCAAUGAUUUUAAAGACAUUUUCCAUGAGCACGAUUAUUUUUUUAUAACUUCAUAUGAAGUGUUUUACUUUUUGCAAAAUUCUAAGAUUUUAUAGAAUUAUUAAAUUAAUAAUAAAUGCAUUUCAAUGAUAAAUAUCUAACAGCUACUUUUUGUUCUAAAGCAUUAAUAAUGAUUUUUUAAAAAAAUAUCAAAAUGCAGUUCGUCAAAUCAUUAAUUUGAAAUCAGCGUCAGAAUUGGAAAUAGGCCAUCCACAAAAACAAAAAGAAAAAAAAUGGACUUAUAAGACACUUAAAGUAAAGAACUUUUCAAAAACUUUCAGGAAAGAACUUUCAACUUCUUUCCUCCUUAAACCAUUACGAGAAUCAUAUUCUUACUUAUAAAUCCAUAAAUAAAAGGUAUGUUUCCGUGAUCAAAACGACAUAAUGUAUCAUGGUUAUAAGAUGAUAACCGACAUCAAGCCUUUAGAUCAGCGUUUUCCAAUUUUUUUCCGAAAUGGAACUCUAAAUGAUCGAUCAUUUUUUGGUAGAAACCCGACUUUAUAAAUAAAGCUCAGUAGCAUUUGUGAACAUUUUAAUCAAGGAAAAACAAAGAAUUAUUUUGAAAAUAUUUAAUGUAAAAAAUUAAUUUUUUAGCGUCGUUCUAUCAAUGGCAGUCUCUAUAUUAAUUAAUUAGGUUUUAAUGUCAGGCAGUUGAUUUCACAGGGCUGGAGAGGCAUCUAGUCUAGUUCUGAAAUUGUUCUUAACGUAUGCAUAAGCUGAAAGCAGCAUAUCAUACUUUAACUGUAACAUUUAAACUGUUACAAAAAUUGAGAAUGGCUAUAAAGGAAAACAUUUUUCGAUAUUGUUUAAUUUAGUUAUUUAGUUUUGAAUUGGAAAACUUGGAUAGGAAUACAAUUUUUUAUAAAUGUGCUUGCUUUUCAUAACUUAUUCAUUGCGCACAUGUCCUAAAAUAGAUUGCAGUAGAUCCCCGAAGUCAAGUAUUAUUGGCUGCGGUUAGUGAGCGAGUGGGUAACCACUUUGAUCAGCCUGGUCGAAGGGGUCACCCACUCACUUUGAUCAGCUCCUCGUUUAACCGUUCUACCGUAAUGUGGUCGAAUUUGUGCGCAGAUCAUCAGGGUACUAAGAGGGAGGGGGAGCCAUUCCCUCCGCAGAGUAUAAAAAUUGUGAUGGCGUGUCUUUGGAUCAUCCUCAGGGAUGACAUCAAUUGUCCAUUAUGCAUUCGAUUCAGUGCGACGUAAAUAAAGUACAACUACUUUUAGAUAUAAAAAUGUAUUUACAAGUUUAAAAAUUCGUAUCUGUAAAAAAAUCCUAACUCUUCAAACCCCGUGGAACAUCUUUUGGGUACCUUUACUUUAGAUCACAAGACAUUACAAACUGAUAGUAACGUAUAUAAUAUGAUUUAAAGUUGAUAUUACUAAACAUUGUAUAUGCUAUUGAUGUGAACUUUGUAUUAUGUGAUGUUACUUGAUGUACUCGAUUUUGUAAAUUGUUGCAUAUUAUAUUUGUUAUGUUGCGUUUUGAAUUUGUUGUACUAUGUUUUGUAUUUUUGUACUGUAUCUUUGGAUCAUAUUUUGUAUUACUAGUGCAUUUAGAAGUGAUUUUUGAAUUUGGUUUUUUAAUAACUAAAAGUCACUAUUGUAAAUUAAGAUGGAAUAUUUAUAACAUGAAUAUUUACAGUUCAAAUUUUAACUUUAAAAAAAUUAAAUUAGUUUAAUAUGAUGAGUAACAAUAUUUGACACACAAGAGAAAAAUGUCUUGAUAAACUUUUGAUUGCUUGGUGAGAUUCAGAUAAAACUUAGUGGUUAAAUUCAGGGAUUCUCAUUAGGAUUUCAUUUCUUUUUUUUUUAUUUCAAUUUUAUUUUUAUUUAUUUUGAUAUUGUUCAUUUUUUGGUGAAAAUGUCAAAACAUAGCUUUUUUGAACGUAUAUUGGUCGUCAAUGCCCCCUAUUCUCUUAGUCUCAACCUUUAUGACUUAAAUUUUUUCAACAAUAUUUAAGACAAAGCUUACUCAAUCCACCCUUAAAUCAUUGCUAACUUUAAAACUGUUUUUAAUUCAUAUUACGUCUUUUGAAAGAAUCGCUUUAAUUAAAAAUUCUCAGUCAAACAAGUUUCAAACUUUGCAAUGCAUAUAUUUUCAUCUUUGUAGCAAAUGAAUAUCUGUACCAUAGUGAAUUAAAUAUGAACAAAACUGGUUUGAUUAAAUUUUCCACAGGAAUAUAGAUCUAGAAAGUGUUCAUAUAUCAGGGGUUGUUUAUUCAUUAGGCAGUUGGUCCUCUGAUAUGAGCGUUAUAAUAAACAAUUUGCAAAAGUCAUAUGUCUCAGUGGAGUAAGCACCUAAUUAUUUAAGUUUCAUUGGAGAUUCGAUAUGAGCGGGAACACCUUCCCGAGAGUAUGAGUCUUUACCUAGCACAAAGAAUUUUAAAUAUCCUGAGAAUCUUACGUAAAGAUCAGCAGCAAGUACUAGCAAUCCGAAAGAAAACAUCAAAGCCGUCUUGAUUUGAACUAACUGACACAGAUUAUCGACUUUUCAAGGCUUUCAGAAAAAUUUUUGAGUCGACUUAAAGCAAAGGGCCUUGGGAGAAUAUUUUAGUCUGUAAUUAGAAAAUUUCUGAAGUGUUUACCUUCUCUUUUGCCAAAAACCUAACUUUCAACUUACACUAUGGAGAUAUGAAUUUUUUUUUCUUCUCUUUUACUGUGUCUUUCGUAUUUAUAAGCCGGAGGGAAAUGGGAUAAUUUCUGUUCACUUCCUAAGAGCCAGGCUGUUAUCAACACUUCCUAGGUCUAUGCUCCUUUCUCAAAAAUGAAAAACGAUCAGUAUUUGUAAUAUUUCUUCCAAGUAACAAUAAUAAGUAAUGUAUAUCAAAUAAUUAUAGGUAUGCAAAGACUUUUAUCUGUGAUAUUUAUAUGGUUAUAAAUGAGAAUAAGCAUAAAUGUUUGUUUUCAUUGUACUCAAUACCAAUAGCCCGAGAGGCGACGUCACAAAAUGCAAGUCAUUAUACCUUACUGAUUGGCAUAUAUGUUGUAGGCUAUUUGAUAACUGUCGAAGUCUUUUGUUAGGCUGGUGGCAGUCAGUGUAGUGCAUUGUAAAGAGACGUAAGCAUUUUGGAGAACCGGAUAUUCUAAUUACCCAAAAACAUACACAAAAUGUUAAAACUACCGACUUUUUGGUGACGCUGCCUCUUGGACUAAACAUAUUUAUGAGUGUAUCUACAUAUCUGCCUUGCAUAUCUCAUCUUUGUAUGUUUCUGUAUUUCAAAAAAAAUAAAAAAAAUC